CAAUAUAUACAUGCAGUCCUGCAUGGCUACUUCCACAUCUUGCAGCCUGUUCAUCUCAGUUUUACUAGCGUGCUGCUUCUUACUUGUUCCGCUUUCUCAUGCGCGACUCCUUGCUGACAAAAAUACCCUCAUUGGUAGCAAGGCCUUCUCCAUCAAAGGUGGCAUCGGCGGAGGAGGUGGGCAGGGCUUUGGUGUGAGUAUUAGCCAUGGAGGGCAUGACACAUCAAUUGGUAUAGGUGGUGGGUUUGGAGGCGGAGCCGGCACUACACGUGGUGGCGGCGCAAGCGUGGGUGGUGGAGCGGGUGCAGGCGUUGGCAUAGAUGUGGGUCACGGUGGGGUGGAUGUUGGGAUUGGCGGGGGAGGAGGUGCCGCGGCUAAUGGUGGUGGUGUGCAUGUAGGAGGUGGAGGGGGUGGUGGUGUUGGUGUCCAUAUAGGCCGUGGUGGAGUUAGUAUAAGCGCAGGGGGCGGCGGCGGCGGCGGUGGUGGUGAAAAUGCGGGAAGUAGCGGAGGUGGAUUUGGUGGAGGCAGUGGAGUUGGUCGUUCUGGGAAUGCAGUGGGAGGUGGUGGGGGUUCUGGUAGUGCAAUUGGCAGUAGCGGAAACGGAAAUGGAGGAGGUAACGUGGUUGGAUCAUCAAGUGUUGUAACAGAAGGUGGCUCUGUAAUUGGUGGUGGACAGGGUUGAAAAUAUGUUCUUAUAAUUAUAGGUUAAUAUAUUAUUUAUGAAAUAACAGUCCCCAAUGGAUACUGUAUAUACAGGGGAAUAUGUUUUUGAAACUAAGAGGUUGAACGAUUAUGUAAGCAUGCUUUAAGAACAUUUGAUGCAUGCCUAGUAAUCUUCCCACUGGGAAAUAUAACCACCAUUAUAUUGUAUUAUAAUCAUAUAGUGAUCAAUCUAGCAUGCAAAAUGUGUAUACUAAAGCUUUAACCAGUGUGGUCUUUAUAUUAAUGUAUAUCCACUUCUACACAAAGACCUACAGGUGCCGGUUUCGCAACCAGCACCCCGUAGCUAGGCAGCACUUAUGAGUUCUACCACUACCCAUAAUUGAUUAAAGACUAUACCUUUAGCCUACCACAAUCUAUAAAAAAGUUGGUUUGAAUCAAGCCAACUAUUUCUAGCGGUUGUCGCGUCCUGAGGGAGCAGAGAAAGGACAUGAGGAGGAGUACAUACCUAAGCCCACUAGGGUUGAAAACAGUACGAAAAAUCCUGACCGUAUCGGCUGUCGUUUUCGCUUUCUCUCAACUGUUUUAGCUUGUAACAGAAAUUCUCAAAAAUGAAAAUGGAAACGGUAAAGUUAUCCGAA
This is a messenger RNA of Oryza brachyantha (malo sina), 1301 nucleotides long. Its product is annotated as glycine-rich protein 5-like. Bases 11 to 682 code for a protein of 223 amino acids. The transcript has a single exon. The record is from RefSeq and is a predicted model, not a curated record. NCBI's taxonomy places the organism in Eukaryota, Viridiplantae, Streptophyta, Magnoliopsida, Poales, Poaceae.